AUGACGAGUCCUCAGAGGUCAGCGUUUUGUACUUCCGGCUUGGCGGCAACGCGUGUGCUCCGAACGUUAUUGUGACGAAAAGAUAAAGCUUACAACUUGGUGCACGCAUUACUUAUUUACAUUGAACAAAAAUGAGUUUACCUCUGAACCCAAAGCCUUUCUUGAAUGGCCUGACAGGAAAGCCAGUGAUGGUGAAACUGAAGUGGGGUAUGGAGUACAAGGGCUACCUGGUGUCUGUGGAUGGGUACAUGAAUAUGCAGCUGGCAAACACAGAAGAGUAUGUGGAUGGAGCGUUGGCAGGUCACCUCGGUGAGGUGCUUAUCAGGUGCAAUAAUGUUCUGUACAUCAGAGGUGUAGAAGAAGAAGAAGAAGAUGGAGAGAUGAGGGAGUGAUGUUCGUGAAGACGAUGGUUGUCUGGGUGUGAUUGUGCCUCACAGUUGAGUUAAUGUAUGUUUGUGUUUUCACCAUGUGAAACAAAUAACCUCUGGGUGUCUGGGUUAUUUUUGUUUGUUUUUUUUUUAUUUUCAGGUCUAUGUGAUGUUGUGACGUUGUUAUACAGACACAAUAAAGUGUAACUAUAACCUUU
This is a messenger RNA of Monopterus albus (swamp eel), 586 nucleotides long. It is a transcript of the gene snrpf, whose product is annotated as small nuclear ribonucleoprotein polypeptide F. Gene Ontology annotation, biological process: mRNA splicing, via spliceosome; spliceosomal snRNP assembly. The transcript has 4 exons. Gene Ontology annotation, molecular function: RNA binding. The record is from RefSeq and is a predicted model, not a curated record. Bases 132 to 392 code for a protein of 86 amino acids. NCBI's taxonomy places the organism in Eukaryota, Metazoa, Chordata, Actinopteri, Synbranchiformes, Synbranchidae. Gene Ontology annotation, cellular component: catalytic step 2 spliceosome; U1 snRNP; pICln-Sm protein complex.